Messenger RNA from Cuscuta campestris, 1061 nucleotides. The record is from the annotation of a GenBank genome assembly. NCBI's taxonomy places the organism in Eukaryota, Viridiplantae, Streptophyta, Magnoliopsida, Solanales, Convolvulaceae.
AUGGGUACUCAAUUAUACUUAAAUAAGUACUCGCUGCGGAUGUACGGAAAACAUUAUACAACUGGUUGUACGUUAUAUAUUGUAUUAAUCUUCUGAUUCUUGGAGUAAAAAUUGCACUUAUGAAUGAAUGACAGUCAUGGAUAGAGGAAAUGGCCAAAUAUUUGAAGUCAAUAGACACUAACCAUCUGGUAGAAGCCGGUUUGGAAGGAUUCUAUGGCCAAUCAUCUCCCCGCAGCAACAAUCUGAACCUCAGCCUCAACGUCGGGACGGAUUUCAUCUCCAACAAUCGGAUCUCCGCCAUUGAUUUUGCAACCACCCACGUCUAUCCAGAUCAAUGGCUGUCAAGCUCGAACGACGAAGCCCAGCGGGCAUUCCUCGACAGCUGGCUAGAUUCCCACAUCCGGGACUCACAGAUCGCGCUGAGGAAGCCGCUGCUCGUCUCGGAAUUCGGGAAAUCCCGCAAGGACGCGGCGUUCACCUCCGAUCAGAGGGACGCUCUCUACAACGCCGUGUUCUACAAGAUAUAUUACUCCGCCAAACGCGGCGGAGCCGCCGCCGGGGGGCUAUUCUGGCAGCUGUUUGCGGAGGGGAUGGAGAACUUCGGGGAUGGAUACGAGAUUGUGCUGAGCCGGAGGAGUCCGACUGCGAAUCUGAUCGCUCAGCAGGCACACAAGCUUGGCCAGAUCCGGAAGAUCUUGGCCAGGAUGACGGAGGCUCGGCGGCGGCGGCGGCAGAGAGGAGGAGCUUCCGGUCGCGGCAAGGGGAAGCGAAUUGGAAACUGAUCCGUAGUACUGUAGUUGUACGAUUUUGAAGUGGUAAAUUUUCCGCUAAAAAGUUUUAAAAAAAUGGAAGAGUACACCAAAUGUUCCCCACCCCUUCCUUGUCCAUUAAAAAAGGUAAAAAAAUUUAAAAAAAUAAGUAAAUAUAAAUCAAAUAAAAAUGUGUGGAGGAAAAGAGGGUGGUGUACAUUUUGGAGUACACCAAGUGUACCCCUAGCAUUACUCAAAAGUUUUUAGUAAUUUUCAAAAUCUACCCCAUACGAAUGAAUAUCAGGAAUUCAA